CAGCCUGGAUCGCUUCCACGCACUGCAGACGCCGGGCGAAUGAAUGAGUCCCAAGCAGCUUAGUACAAAUACGCGGAUCGCACUCGCCGAAACGACACGCGCAUCAACAACCGCGGGCCGGUUGCGGAUGAACGACGGCAGCACACCCAGCGCCGUGACCGCGAACUUGAGCCCUCCGAGCACACCCAUCUUCUGCCCGGCCUUCUCCGGGAACUGCUGCAGCGCCUCCGGCGUGAGGAACGGUUUGCCUUAGCGCACCUGCAAACAGAUCGGGCACCCACACAUCGCAGCCGAGGCGUCGAGCGAACUCGUCCGCAAUGACCUUGCAGUUCUUCAACGGGAGCCCGAAUAUGUCGGUCAACAGCACGAUGGCGCGUUUGCUGCCGGUGGUACUCGUGGUGGCCGCCGGAGCGAAGUACGCGCCGUGGAAGCGUUCUUCAAUGCUCCCUGCCGGCGUUCCCUCGAGAAUCGACCCUUUGAAGCAGUCUGGGCAGCUCAUGGGAUGUGGAUGCAGUUGGGACGGGUGGGAGGAGGCUUGAUGGUGUGUAAUCGGAGCCGGCGCUUGUAUUACUAAAGGGAGUUUCCCACCCCCUCAUUGUUCGCGACCUCGG
This is a messenger RNA of Mycena citricolor, 611 nucleotides long. NCBI's taxonomy places the organism in Eukaryota, Fungi, Basidiomycota, Agaricomycetes, Agaricales, Mycenaceae. The record is from the annotation of a GenBank genome assembly.